This is a messenger RNA of Hyposmocoma kahamanoa, 2762 nucleotides long. RefSeq names its product major facilitator superfamily domain-containing protein 6-A-like (gene Sugb). The transcript has 13 exons. The record is from RefSeq and is a predicted model, not a curated record. Gene Ontology annotation, molecular function: transmembrane transporter activity. The coding region runs from base 173 to 2323 and encodes 716 amino acids. Lineage: Eukaryota; Metazoa; Arthropoda; Insecta; Lepidoptera; Cosmopterigidae. Gene Ontology annotation, cellular component: membrane.
GUGCUUGUCUGCCUAUGAUGAGAUUUAUAAUCGUAUUGCAUUAAAACGUGACUGUAUCCGCAUGAAUCUUGAUAAAGUAGACGCCUCCGCCUAGACCGGUUUCCAAAUUAACUGGUGACAACAAUCUUUAUUCCAUUUUGUAUAAUUCUAUUUUAAAUAGUUCUAAAUAAAAAUGAACAUAAACAAGAAACUACUACCCAUAAAGGGACAUUAUUUUCUCUUCAAUGCAGGAACUUCCCCUUUGGUCCCGUAUUUGUCAACUUAUGCACGUCAACUUGGAUUUUCCUCGGGAACAGUUGGUUUAAUAUACACUGUACUACCCAUAUUUGGUCUUGUGGCAAAACCGCUAUUUGGUGUAAUUGCAGACAGGUAUAGAAUCCAAAAAUCACUAUUUAUAUUGUUCCAAAUCGUUACAAUAAUAAGUUUCUCCCUAAUCUAUGUAAUACCAGAGAAUAGAGAGAGUAUGUCGGUAGAACUAGAUUGUAAUGGAGGGAUUACAGUAUUGAAGAGCUGUUAUGCGCCCAAGCAUCAAGCUGACAAAUGCAAGAUUGAUAGUCUGGAGAAGCACACUCUUCCUACCACAUGUCGGAUGAACUGUGAAAUGUCUACGCCUAGAAUGUGGCAAACUGUUUGCGAGCAUUGGCACUUGCCUUAUUAUUGUUACAGUAACACUGAUAUCAUAGAAUAUAAAGCGAUGAUUAAUAAUGUUAGUUUGAAAGAUGACUGUGCUUAUAUUGCAGCUUACAAUGUGACAUUGGACGAUAAAUACACUUACACACCAAAAUGUCGCAUCGGUGAUGGCUACGUUGAUAUUAACGAGCCGUGUACUUUAAACUGUGCCGACAAGAAAAUUUCUGCAGCCAUAGGCAGCGAACGUGCGAACAUGACGUGUGUAGAUAAAAUGCUGAACUACCGCUUAUGCUCGAAUGACACCGUACAGUUGGCAGAAUUAGCGAAGGGCACAACAACCGGUGAGUGUUCUGCAUCUUGUGACUUGGACAAGCACACUCCUUGGCGACUGAUGGAAAUCUGCGAGGGUUGGGAAGCGGAUGUAGCAUCAACCUGCCACCCGAAGACUGCAGCUGGUGGUCAUUUCCCUUCGAACCUAUCCUUCGAGGGCAUCAUUAAACCAACCACUACACUUUUGGAACACGGGUGUGUCUACAUUCAACUCCAUGAAAUCAAACUACCCGACGAUACAACUCGCAUUCCAUACUGCUCAGGAAAAGCUUUGUACGAAAAUACGUCAGUAAUUUUCAAUACGUCUUGUCAAAUUACUUGUGGCGACAAUAUCUUGGUGAAUGAAAUAUUCCAAGGAGCGCAAGACUCCAGGGCAACAGAGAUGUCUCAAUUCACCACUCAGUUUUGGCUGUUCUUUCUCAUGAUGAUUAUCAGCUGGGUUGGCCAAGCCGUAGUCGUCACAUUCGCCGACGCUAUAUGUUUUAAUCUCCUUGGCGACAAAAUGUCACAAUACGGAAAACAAAGACUCUGGGGUUCAGUUGGAUGGGGCAUAUUCUCUCUAAUAACAGGUGUUCUUAUUGACCACUUUAGUGAAGGGGCUUACAAGAAUUACACUAUUGCAUUUGUAUUCAUGUUCGUGUUCAUGAUGGGAGACGUCUUCGUCUCUUGUUUCAUUAAGACUGAAUCUACAAAAAUGUCUCUAAAUAUUCUCUCUGACGUGGGAACCUUACUAUCUUCAAUUCAUACGGUUGUGUUCAUGAUCUGGACGAUAGCUGUUGGCUUUUCUACGGGAUUCGUCUGGCAGUUCUUAUUCUGGCAUCUCGAGGAUGUUUCCGGACUCUCUUGUGAUGGAGCGGAGUACACUAAGACACUGCAAGGCCUCGUCAGUGCUAUACAAACGUUCUUAGGCGAGAUACCAUUCAUGUUUGUGUCAGGUUAUAUCUUAAGAAAAUUGGGGCACGUAAACAUGAUGAGUUUGGUGCUCUUCGCAUUUGGCGUCCGCUUCAUAUUGUACUCGUUCUUGACGAACGCUUGGUGGGUGUUGCCCAUAGAAAUAUUGCAAGGGGUCACUUAUGGAAUGCUUUACCCGACGAUGACUUCUUACGCAAACGUUGUGUCACCGCCUGGAACCGAGACCACAGUGCAGGGCUUGGUGGGGGCUGUGUUUGAGGGCCUUGGAGUUUCUCUAGGCAGCUUAAUCGGAGGACGACUGUACCAAAGUUACGGUGGCUGGAAAACAUUCGAGUGGUUCGGCAUCGCGUCGUUCAUAUUCUGUAUCCUACAUAUCAUUGCUCAACAUGUAAUUAAGGAUAAAAAUGGACUUACCGGAGCCGCACAAGGUAAAGAAAACGCCACUGAGUGAAAAUGACACUAUGACAUUGCACUAUAUUUUUGACAAAUGUUUAAACUCAUUAUUAAUUUGGCAAAUACCAUUUUUAACAACACUGUUCUUGCUUGCAGAGCUUUAUAUCAUGUUAAAAGAAAUCGCACCUAUGAAAUGAAAGUGACCCAUAAAAAAAUCCAACUAUUUGAUAAUACGCAAAAUAAGUUUGGAAGUUGUGACAUUUCACAUUAUUUAAUUAUUUACCGUUGAAGUACUAACGGUAACCUAACCUAACCUAACCUUGUUAGUCCUAAAAAAUAAUGAUGAAACGUUCUGUUUCAUAACCACAAAAUUGUUUCUGAUUCGUUUAAUAUUUAACAAUUUAAAAUAUAAUUUACAAAAACUAGUUACUAGAAGGCUUUUUUAUUGAACCUUUUUGUAUUCAAUUGACCCAACAAUAAUUAAAUCUGUUACAUUU